Mercenaria mercenaria is the source of this 1293-nucleotide messenger RNA. RefSeq lists its product as uncharacterized. The transcript has 6 exons. The record is from RefSeq and is a predicted model, not a curated record. Lineage: Eukaryota; Metazoa; Mollusca; Bivalvia; Venerida; Veneridae. Bases 31 to 663 code for a protein of 210 amino acids.
CGUUCCGUGUAGUUAAAAGUUCAUCGUAAAAUGGAGAAGGUUUUGCUUUUGCUUGUGAGUUUAGCUGUCAAUAUUUGGCCGUUAGUCACUGGCUCUUACUGCGGAGCGAAGAAGCAAGAUGUAAUGUACGCUAAAAUACCGGACUACCAUUCCCUGCUGUCGCUGGACGAGUUUGAUUCUUUCAUUGUUGACAAGCGGAUGGGAGAGAUGUAUUUUGCGCUUGAAAGACCACCAAUUUUCAUGCCUGAUAUGAAUUACAAAUCAUCUAUAACCAAAAUCCCGGCAAGCUCCAAGUACAUGCAAUCUACGAGUGGAGAGUCGACAAUUGCAAAUUCUCAGUGUGUGCGUGAAAAUGCCACGCUUACACCGAUGUAUGGUCUCGAUAAAACAUUGUUCUUUCGUGGAGAUGGAACAUCAACCGUACAAGCCAUGUGGUCAAGUUGUCCCUCUAAAUAUAUCUGGAACAUGCGCUGUGAGAACUUUGUAUAUGGCAAGAGGAAGUGCCUGCUCAGCGAAACUUAUUUUGGUGUUUACAUACAUGACGAUAUGAAUGAUGCACCGAUGGAUGACAUAGUUCAAGACCUUUGUCGAGCUACUGGAAUCAGAUUUGGCUCGCAGAAUUUCAAAUGGUUCUUUACAUUCGGUGAAAAUACUGUUUGCUGAUAGAAACAGGAAUGGGAAACGUCAACAGCAACCACCAGAACCUGUCAACGGAAAGGAAAAACAAAAAUCGACAUAAUGAUGUUGGAAACAGCAGAAAGCUUUAUAGGUGGCUUCUAAUCGUUCACGUUUAAAAAUAAUAAUAGCUGUCAUGUAUUUACGAAUCGGAUAGAAAUAUUCGUCCCGAGGGAACCUGCACAUUGGGCAGUAAAGAGAAUCAUUUUUAUUAUAGAACUACUUUCAAUAUGCCAUUUUCAAUGUUAUCAUAACAUUUUUGUUCCUUUUUCACCAAACAUCCGUUUCCGUUUCUAAAACAGGCAUAAUAUAGGAUACACGAUCCUUUUGUACGAAAAAGAACACACAGAUUCUAGAACUAUUUGUCUUUGAAACAGCAGCCUUAUGGUAUCAUCGAAUUAUCCCAUUACUAAAACCGAAGUAUCUUUCUUUAAACAUAUUGCAUUGUUAGAUUUAUUAGUACACAUAAAUGCAUAAUUGUCACAAAAAUAAUUAUAUUCAUAAACAAAAAGUAGUGCGAUUGUUGAAUUAAGCAUUCUAACAAUGAAUUAAAUAAAACAAAACACCUAAAACAGUAUUUUGUAAACUUGUUUGCAAAGAUAUAUUGGGUGAAAAGAA